AUGGCACCGGCGGCGCAAGAUCGCAGAAAAUUACAUACUGUCACUACCACAAUACGCAAGCAACAUGGGAGUGAGGCUGCAACUGCGGAUGAUACCUUGGAUACUACCAAUGGCGCAGCGAAGGAGUCAUCGCCGUCCAAGACAACAGACUCGUACCGCAGUAGUUCAGCCUUCAACUGGCCAUCUGCCACACCUGACGUGCACGUUACCCGCCACUUUCUUAUCCCUCAAAGACAAGGUAUUAUACCUGGUAUACGCUACGCACUACAUGUUGACAACGCUUCACCCUCAAGUCCCCAUUCACUUCGACCUUCCCAUGACGUAACGUCAACAGUACCGAUGAUGCUACUGACAUCUGCACCUCCACCCCCCCGCCACUCGAAAUACCCCCGCAUCUCGCCUCCGGGAUUUCUCUAUCCAGAAGAGAUCGUACCGCAUACAGCUAUAUCAGCACAAACCUCGAAUCCACUGCAAUAUCAAGAUUCUGUUCGGCACAACAAGAGCCCGUAUCAUUCGGACAUUAUGAGCCAAAUGGACUACAAACUGUCGUACCUACCCACAGACUACAAGUUACUCUUCGUUGGUACGCUGGCUAUCAUGGUACUAGGAGUCGUGUGGGCAGUUAUGGUUUGGGUGGUUAAUGCGUGGAUGGACAUGAAGAGUGUAACAAACAAAGGAAAAACAACCAGGAAGAGGAGAGCAAAGAGCAUGGGUGAAGAGAAGAGACCGAUUGACAAAGUGAGCAAGUACCCGCAUCCACAUGGCGGUAGCGACGAGACAUGGGUUGACACGACAACGAAUAUGGACAUGGACAGUGCUAGCGCUGUCACGUCGGCAGCCCAGGUCCCAUUCUCGUAUCUGGGAAAGAACGGGCAUAUUGGUGGGAACACUGAGAUGAAGUACAGACCCCGAAACAGGACAUCUCAGUUCAACCGUCCGCGGAGCCGGCCAAUUCACACCGAAGCUCGAGAUCGCACACACACUUUUCACCGCCGCAUACUCUCCCCGCCAUCAGCAAACCCACGAUCCAACCAUCCGCCUACUCCAACAGUCCGCGCUCGGCACUCUCCGACUCCGUCCGUGGCCUCAUCGCCAGUGAAUCCUUUCCUAGAUCCAUCUCCCAACGGCCCUCUUCAACCAGGUACAGGCGGCGUACUAGUAAAGCGUACUUCUUCGGAGUGGAAGACUGAACGAGCAGCCUUCUUCGACACCAAGACUGCGACUUCAACCCCAGUGUCAAGAUCAGUAUCUCCAGCGCCGAGUCCCAUCAACGACCAUAGCAGUGAGACGUUUGAGCUUGAUAUUGCUGAUACAGAAGCCUUGGAAGCGGCCACAGCACCUCUGACGGGUCGGAGGCGGCCACAGUCUGACUUUAAUCCUUCAUUUACUGGAAGUGGUCUAGUUGAGAAGAGCAAGAGUUGGAUUGAUGAAGGUGUAGGGUUUGUAGAUGGCGCUGUUAGUGCUCUUGCUGCGCAGAUAGGGAGAUGGACGGACGACGAUGGCGGUGAUGAGUCGCUAUUGUUGCCUUACACAAGGCAGGGGAGAGAGAGGGGGGUGAGUGUCGCAUAA
This is a messenger RNA of Alternaria arborescens, 1569 nucleotides long. RefSeq lists its product as hypothetical. The transcript has a single exon. The coding region runs from base 1 to 1569 and encodes 522 amino acids. NCBI's taxonomy places the organism in Eukaryota, Fungi, Ascomycota, Dothideomycetes, Pleosporales, Pleosporaceae. The record is from RefSeq and is a predicted model, not a curated record.